AUGUCCAACGAACAGAUUGUCACGCUUGCUUAUCAAGACCGUGUUGCGAUCGUCACGCUCAAUCGGCCUGACAAGCUGAACGCUCUCAACCAGGACCUCUACUACCUCCUAGGCGAGCGUCUACGAGAGAUUGACCAGCGCGAUGACAUCUACAUCACCGUGCUGACCGGCACAGGCCGAUUCUUCUCCGCCGGUGCAGACGUAACCGUCAGCCGCCCGGACAGCGAUCUGGGCUCCUGCGUGCGCCGUGACCUCGUCAAGGGCUUCGUUGCCAACAACGUCGACGUAACCCGCACCUUCUACAACCAUAGCAAAAUCCUCGUUGUAGCUCUCAAUGGGCCGGCCGUCGGCCUCUCUGCAGCGCUGAUCGCCCACGCAGACUUUAUCUACGCUGCCCCGCACGCCUUCCUGCUAACCCCAUUCUCAUCCCUCGGCCUCGUGGCCGAAGGCGGCGCCAGCCGUGCAUUCGUCGAGCGUCUGGGAAUCGCCAAGGCCAACGAGGCGCUCCUCAUGAGCAAGCGGAUUCCCUGCGAGGAGCUGCUGGCGGCUGGGUUCGUGAACAAGGUCAUCAAGGCUGAUUCCGGCAACAGAGAGGACUCAGCGGGCUUCUUGAAGAAUGUGUUGGCUGAGGUCGAUGAUCGGUUGGGCACGCAUUUGAACCAGUCGAGCUUGUUGAAGAUUAAGGAGCUGGUGCGGCGACCGGAGCGGGAAAUUCUGGAUCGUCAGAAUGGAAUUGAGGCGUUCAUGGGUCUUGAGCGGUUCCUCAUGGGCGUGCCGCAGGAGGAGUUCCGGAAGGUGGCUUCUGGUGAGAAGAAGCAUAAGCUGUAG
This is a messenger RNA of Penicillium canariense, 828 nucleotides long. Its product is annotated as dodecenoyl-CoA isomerase. The record is from RefSeq and is a predicted model, not a curated record. The coding region runs from base 1 to 828 and encodes 275 amino acids. Gene Ontology annotation, cellular component: peroxisomal matrix. Lineage: Eukaryota; Fungi; Ascomycota; Eurotiomycetes; Eurotiales; Aspergillaceae. Gene Ontology annotation, biological process: fatty acid beta-oxidation. The transcript is spliced from 2 exons.